GGACCGGCUCCGCCCCAGCCAGGUAUCGCCGGUUCCCAGGUGCCCGUCGGACCUCCCGCAUUCCAGUGCCGCAGGCCUGUGCAGCGGGCCAGCAGCGAUGGAGGACGCCCCCGAGCGCACUCCCUCUUCCUCGGAGUCCACACAGCCUCCGGGCUUGGCCAGGGAGCCCGAGGUGGUAUCUCCCGGGGAUUCGGAGGGCUGCGCCCGGCCUCUAGACACGGUCCCUAAGAAACUCUGUGGGUAUUUAAGUAAGUUUGGCGGCAAAGGACCCAUCAAGGGCUGGAAAUGCCGCUGGUUCUUCUACGAUGAGAGGAAGUGCCACCUGUAUUAUUCGCGCACCGCGCAGGAUGCAAACCCCUUGGACAGCAUCGAUCUCUCCAGUGCGGUCUUUGACUGUAAGGCGGACGCUGAGGAGGAGGGCACUUUUGAAAUCAAGACUCCCAGCCGGGUUAUUACCCUCAAGGCUGCCACCAAGCAGGCCAUGCUCUACUGGCUACAGCAGCUGCAGAUGAAGCGCUGGGAGUUCCACAACAGCCCACCUGCACUUCCCGCCACCCCUGCUGCCGCCCUGGCUGAGAAUGGGCCCACCCUGCACCUCAAACUAGAGCAAGAGGAGGCCGAGCUGGAGGAGUUCCUGUGCCCUGUGAAAACACCCACUGGACUCGUGGGUGCGGCAGCUGCCUUACAGCCUGUCCCUGCCGUGCCCUCAGCCCUUCAGAACAUCUCCCUAAAGCAUCUGGGCACUGAAAUACAAAACACCAUGCACAACAUCCGUGGCAACAAGCAGGCCCAAGCGGCAGCCCACGGGCCACUCGUGGAAGACUCGCCUCAGGGUGGAGAGCCUCAAAGCGGGGAACAGCCCUCGAUCUCUGACCCCAGCCUUCCAGAAAAAGAGCCAGAGGAUCCUGCCAAGUCUGCACCCAGGUCCUCUGUGCCCUCAGGUCCCACGCAGAAACCCAAGCGGCAAAGCAACACCUUCCCAUUCUUUUCCGAUGGACUGGCUCGGAGCCGCACAGCCCAGGAGAAGGUGGCGGCCUUGGAGCAGCAGGUGCUGAUGCUCACCAAAGAGCUCAAGUCACAGAAGGAGCUGGUGAUCAUCCUACACAAGGCCCUGGAGGCUGCCCAGCAGGAGAAGCGAGCCUCCAGUGCCUACCUGGCAGCCACCGAGGACAGAGACCGGUUGGAGCUGGUCCGGCACAAGGUGCGGCAGAUCGCUGAGCUGAACCAGAGGGUGGAGGCUCUGGAGCAGGGCCGCGAGCGCCUGGCGCAUGAGGCCGGCCUGCGGGAGCAGCAGGUGCAGGCGCUCCAGCAGCACGUGCAGCUGCUCAUGGAUAAGAACCAUGCCAAGCAACAGGUCAUCUGCAAGCUCACCCAGAAGCUCACGGAGGACCUUGCCCAGCCCGCCGACGCUACCAACGGCGACUUCCUGAGCCAGCAGGAGAGGAUGGAGCAUCUGAAGUUCUGAGCCAAGGAGAGUACUCAAGCUAUUGGAACUCAGACUGGAUGUGCACACCUGUGUAUCCCAGCUAUUCUAGAGGCUGAAGCAGGAGGAGGAACUAGGAACCAGCCCGGGACACGUGAUAGGACCAUCUCAAGAAAAGCAAAGGAGAGCCAUGCGUGGUGGAAUAUGCAUAUUGCCAAGACCUGCACAGCCUUGGGAUUGACCCAACAGGGACAACACGGGAAGGAAGGAAUGACAGACACACACAGAGGAGCUAGGCUGGGCUGGCCAGCGUGCGCCGAUGUACCAGUAGCGUGGGUUCAUUAUAUGCAGCCGCACCAGGGGAGAAUGACUCUCAGCAUUGGCAUCCCUGACGUGGUUCUGCUCAGGACUGCGUCCACGACUGCAUCCACUCCACACAGCCUCAGUCUUAGCACUUGGGAGAUGGAGGCAGGAGGGUCUGGAGUUCAAAGCUAGCUUCAGCUGUGUAGCAGAUACAAGACCAGCUUGGGAUACAUGAGACCGUGUCCAAACAAACACACAAAACCAGAAAGGCAAACAGAAAGGAAAAAGAAGGGGCUGGCAGUGGGCAGCGCCCGUCCUCGGAUGCCACCCAGGCUGGGUUUGAGUCCUCUGGUCAAAAGUAUGCAAAACCCUUGAGCAUCACACAGGCAUGUGUACAAAGUGAUGCUUAACAAGAAGCUAUGCACACAGCUGCAAACACCUGACGCUGUGUGCUGAUUUAAAAACAUCCAGGGCAGGUCGGGAGGCCAUGCCAUAUCCCAGAAUGAUGGAGGGGGAGGCAGGAUGCAGAGGAAUUCAAGGUCUUCGGCAGCAACUUAGUGCGCUGGAAGCCAGCCUGGACUACCAGAGGCUAAGAAUGGUCCAGCAAUGGCAGCCAUGUUGAACUCCAGGUCUAGGGUGCUCCCUACCACAUCUCGCUGGAGAAGUCUUUCACACCCCCUCUCUGUGUCAUUCGGGAAGGAAGUUUUAGCAGUAGCUCCUUUAAGGGUGACUUCCCUAGAGCAGGAUGUUUGCGGCACCACUGCUGACCCACCUUGCUCUUUUUCCAGGAUGACAUGGAAGCAUAUCGGACCCAGAACCGCUUCCUCAACUCUGAGAUCCACCAGGUCACCAAGAUCUGGAGGAAGGUGGCGGAGAAGGAGAAAGCCCUGCUGACCAAGUGCGCCUACCUGCAAGCCAGGAACUGCCAGGUAGAAAGCAAGUACCUGGCCGGGCUUCGGAGGCUGCAGGAGGCAGCAGGAGCCGAGGCUGGUGACUUCCCUGAGCUGCUGCAGCAGCUGAUCCAGGAGGCCCUGCAGUGGGAAGCCGGAGAGGCGGACAGCGUGGGGCUGAGCCCCGUCAGCGAGUACGACGACUAUGGCUUCCUGACGGUGCCAGACUACGAGAUGGAAGACCUAAAACUGCUAGCCAAGAUCCAGGCCUUGGAGGUGCGCUCCCACCACCUGCUGGCCCACGAGGCUGUGGAGAGGCCACUACGGGACCGCUGGGCUACCCUGACGGAGCUCACGCCCUCAGCUGAGCUCAAGCAGCUGCUUCGGGCAGGGGUGCCCCGAGAGCACCGUCCCCGAGUCUGGAGGUGGCUGGUCCACCGCCGUGUCAGGCACCUGCAGGCUCCCGGCUGCUACCAAGAGCUUCUAGCCCGGGGCCGGGCAUGUGAGCAUCCUGCGGCUCGUCAGAUCGAGCUGGACCUCAACCGGACCUUCCCCACCAACAAGCACUUCACCUGCCCGACCUCCAGUUUCCCUGACAAGCUCCGUCGGGUGCUUCUGGCCUUCUCCUGGCAGAACCCCACCAUUGGCUACUGCCAAGGCCUGAACAGGCUGGCGGCCAUCGCCCUGUUGGUCCUAGAAGAUGAGGAGAGUGCCUUCUGGUGCCUGGUGGCCAUUGUGGAGACCAUACUGCCGGCUGAGUACUACAGCAAGACACUGACUGCAUCCCAGGUGGACCAGCGGGUGCUCCAGGACCUCCUCUCGGAGAAGCUGCCCCGACUGACUGCGCACCUGGGGCAGCACCGUGUAGACCUCUCUCUCAUCACUUUCAACUGGUUCCUCGUGGUCUUCGCCGACUCUCUCAUCAGUGACAUCCUCCUGCGGGUCUGGGAUGCCUUCCUGUAUGAAGGGACCAAGGUGGUGUUCCGAUAUGCUCUGGCCAUCUUCAAGUACAAUGAGGAAGCGAUCCUGCAACUCCAGGACAGCCUGGAGAUCUACCAGUACCUGCGUUUCUUCACCAAGACCAUCUGCGACAGCCGGAAGCUCAUGAGCAUAGCCUUCAAUGACAUGAACCCAUUUCCCAUGAAGCAACUGCGGCAGCUGCGGGCAGCCCACCGAGAGCGACUGGAGGCGGAGCUGCGCGAGCUAGAGCUGCUGAAAGUGGAGUACUUGCAGAGACGGGCAUCCCUGGGCAGAGCACCGCCAGAGGGCUGCGUCAGCGAGGACGAAGGAGAAGGCGACAGCUGACCGAGCCCUCUGUCCCCAAAGCCUUUCUCACCUUUGCUGGCAGGAAGAUAGAGUUCAGCCAUGGGCGGGAGGUGUGUGUGACCCUGGACCAGGCCUUUGCCCUCUCCAGGCCUUAGUCUCCCAGGCUUGCCAGCCUGUGUCACUGCCCCACAGAGCACUUUCACACACAGGACAGGAGGCAGGGAUACAUGCUGGGUCACCUGACCAGUCUCUGAGAGGCACCACCAUUUCCAUUCCGUUUGGAUUUCGUCUUCUGACCAGGUCUCGAGGAACUCAGGCUGACCUCAGACUCCAUGCAGGAUCCUCCUGUCAGAGCCAUGAUGACAUAAAGCAACAUCCUUGCAGUUGAUGGCGCUCCACCUUUAGGACAGAAGCCGUCUCAUUACCAGGGCUCCUCGGCACAAGUGUCAGGAAUGUUCCCGCUGGCACCCUCUGGCUCCAGGCCUUGGUCACCAUUAUGUGGCACCCCAAGUUCAAGGCCUGCAUUUUCAGGGCAUCUGUCUUUCCAGACAGUAGCCCCCCUGAGUUGCCACCUGGAUCUGUGUGUUGAGAUCGCCCUGCUCAUAGGGACUAUCUCUACAGCCUCAUGCCUAAAGCUUGCCUUCUGUUUACAGCCCACUGGGUCAUCCCAGGGGAGCCCCUGCCUGCUACCCUGAGGAACCUGAUGUGGACUGGACAGUGGACCUGGAGCAAGCAUCCACUCUGGCCUGCAUCUGGCCUGUGGGGCCAACAGGGUAGGCUUGGGAGGGGAGCAGGGCAGCAGCCCACUCGGCUCACCAGAGCCAGUUGGUAAGCAGCCUUACAUGGAGGGGACAUGGCUAGGUGAUGACCGGCUCUCCCAAAAGCCACCACCAAAAAGCCAAAAACAGGUUGAACUGUGGGCACAGGCUGCUGGAUAAACAGUGCCCUUUCUACUACUCCCCCACCAAGCCACAGCCCCCACCUCUCCUCUUCCUCAACUCUCCCUAGAGGAGAACUCUGCCAAGCACUUGCGCUUCUCCUUGGGGGACCAACGCAGCUUUCUUACCAAGCUGCACUGUGUUCCAGCAGUGCUGGGCCUUGUGUUCAGCUACUCUUGGAGCCAGGAGGCUUAACCCUGGGGGGUAAGUGUUCUGGGAUUAAUUGCCUCCUCCAGCCCUGAACGAGCAGGCCAAGCUCCAGUAACAGGACUCAGAGAACUUAGUGUAGUGUCACACAGAAGGGGAGGGCGGCUCUGGCCGUGACUGCCUGUGGGCAUACCCACAGGGUCAACUCUAGGAAAAGAAAAGGGGGAGUCAGGUGUGGGGUACACACUUCAGAUCCCAGCAGUUCCAACACUGGACUACACAGCCAAACAGUGUCUCAAAAACCAAAUAAAUAAGAGAAAAACGA
Messenger RNA from Mus musculus (house mouse), 5292 nucleotides. RefSeq names its product TBC1 domain family, member 2 (gene Tbc1d2). Gene Ontology annotation, molecular function: GTPase activator activity; cadherin binding. Lineage: Eukaryota; Metazoa; Chordata; Mammalia; Rodentia; Muridae. The record is from RefSeq and is a predicted model, not a curated record. Gene Ontology annotation, cellular component: cell junction; anchoring junction; cytosol. The coding region runs from base 2521 to 3921 and encodes 466 amino acids. The transcript is spliced from 14 exons.